AGGAAGAGGAGGAGGAGGAAGGGGAGGAAGUAAAAGAAGGGAGAAGAAAAAAAAAAAAAAAAAAGGACAAGGAAGAGCUUGGACUGGAGCCAAGGGGGGGUCUGGAUCUGGCUGCCCGCGACGGAGGGGACCCUGGGCUCCCCAGGACGCCUGCGCCCAGCUGGGAGACCCCCCCCACCUCCACCCAGCGUUGGAGCUGGCGACCCCGGAGCGAGGGUCCGACGCAGGGAGCAGCGUCGCUCUGUGGGGACACCCAGCCCCGUGUCCUCCUCCCCAGCAUCGGGGAGCAGGCAAGGCGUGAGCCGCUGGAUUUUAGCUUCCCAGGACAUCCAAGGGACUCUUCCUCUUCUUCCUCCUCCUCCCGCUCACCCGACCAGGCAGCGCUCACCUUCCUCCGCUCGCCCCAUGGCCACCCCACAUCUCCCCGCGGCCACCGGUUGAGCCCCCUUCCCAGCGUUCCUGACUCCGCGUGCUGCAUCCCGACCCCGCUACCCGUUCCGAAUCAGAGCCCCCCAACCUCGCAGGGAGGCGAGCGUGCGGCCGGGACUUUCUUGGAGGCAGGGGAACGUUAAGAUGUUGAAAGCUCCCCGGCCGAGAGGGGCUGCGUGGACGCCAGGCCACCCGGCUAGAGGGGAGCAGGAUGGACAGAGCCGUCGGGGCCGGGAACCGAGGCCGGUAGGGAAGGAUGGACUCCCGGACCUGCCAGGACAGGCAGCCCAGUGACCACCCCAGCAGCAGCAGCAGCAAUUGUAGCAGCAGCAAGAGUAAUUGCGAAAGGGAAAGGAUCCGGAGUCGGAUGAAAAUGGUGAUCGGGCAACUGGAAGGCAUCUUACAGGAGCUCAAGGAGGUGGCCAAGGAACUCCGGGAGGUGGUGAGCCAGAUCGACCGACUGACGUCCGACUUCGAGUUCGAGCUGGAGCCGGACGACUGGACCACGGCGACGGCCAGCAGCACCUCCAGCAGCGAGAAGGGGGGAGGUGCCUUCGAGCUGGGACCCCUCGAUUUCGCCGCAUCCGACAUCCUCUCCGACAGCUGGGAGUUCUGCUCCUUCCUGGAUGCUUCCACCCCCUCCGACCCGGGCGACGGUCCCGAGCCCCCCCGGCCGCAACCGCAGCCCCCACCGGUUCGCCAGCCCGAUUACCGGCUGAUGAACGGGGGGAUCCCCAUCACCAACGGUCCCCGGGGUGGGGGGACCCCAGAUUCAUCCAGCGAGGAAGCCUUUGGCGCGACGGCCGGCCAGAAGAUCUCGCAUCACCGGCCGGCCGGCACACGGGAACGGGUCCGAUUCAGUGACAAGGUGCUUUACCACGCUCUGUGCUGUGAUGACGACCGGGACGGUGACAGCACGGUGUCCCCAGGGGAUGAUGGCCCCGAGGAACCCGGCCAUAAGGUGCUGGCGGGGCCACCCUCGAAGCAUCCUUCCGCCGGUGGUGGUGGACACCCGGCGCGGCGGCUGACGAGGAACAGCAGCACGCAGACUGUAGCCGAUAAAAGCACCCAGACGGUGCUGCCUUAUAUCCCGGCCAAGCAGAAAAUUAAAAAUAAAAACUGACGCCGGCUC
Messenger RNA from Grus americana (Whooping crane), 1561 nucleotides. It is a transcript of the gene INSYN1, whose product is annotated as inhibitory synaptic factor 1. NCBI's taxonomy places the organism in Eukaryota, Metazoa, Chordata, Aves, Gruiformes, Gruidae. The transcript has 3 exons. The record is from RefSeq and is a predicted model, not a curated record. The coding region runs from base 686 to 1552 and encodes 288 amino acids. Gene Ontology annotation, cellular component: postsynaptic density. Gene Ontology annotation, biological process: inhibitory postsynaptic potential.